Messenger RNA from Chaetomium globosum CBS 148.51, 1587 nucleotides. RefSeq lists its product as uncharacterized. The record is from RefSeq and is a predicted model, not a curated record. NCBI's taxonomy places the organism in Eukaryota, Fungi, Ascomycota, Sordariomycetes, Sordariales, Chaetomiaceae. Gene Ontology annotation, molecular function: heme binding; iron ion binding; oxidoreductase activity, acting on paired donors, with incorporation or reduction of molecular oxygen. The transcript has 4 exons. The coding region runs from base 1 to 1587 and encodes 528 amino acids.
AUGAAGGAACUGCUCGGCCUCACUGACAUCCCUAUUGUGGGGCACUACGCUGAAAGUCGGCCCGCUCUGGCGCUCUUCAUCGCAGCUGUGGGUGUAGUGGCUGCGUUGCAGCUUGUCGUGUUGUUGCGUUCGUACUGGCGACUAUCGCACAUCCCAGGCCCCGCACUCGCCCGUUUCACAAACCUCCCGCGGUUCCUCUGGGUGCUAAGCAACAAAGCUCACGACCACCACAUUGCUCAGCACCGACAAUAUGGCCCCAUUGUGCGGUUCGGGCCGAACAUGGUGUCGGUCGGCGCUCCUGAGGAGGUCGGGAACAUCUACCGCUUCUCCAAGCCGUGGCUGAAGGCCGAUUUCUACAAGGCGCUCCUGAUGAAGCCCAACGGCAAAGCCAUCCCGGGCAUCUUCGCGGCGCAGGAUGAGGAGAUCCACCGGCUGCUCAAGAAGCCCGUGUCCGGGGCCUACGCCAUGAGCACGCUGGUGUCGUUCGAGCCGUACGUCGACACGACCAUGGUCGUCUUCUGCGAGCAGCUGCAGGCGCGGUUCGUCGACCCGCAGAAGCCGUGCGACCUGGGCUCGUGGCUGCAGAUGUUCGCCUUCGACGUCAUCGGCGAGCUGACCUUCUCCAAGCGGCUCGGCUUCCUCGAGUCCGGCACCGACGUCAACAACGUCAUGGCGUCCAUCUGGGAGAUGUUCAAGGAGACCUCGCUGGUCACGCAGAUGCCGUGGCUGGACAAAUACUGGACCAACAACCCGAUCCGGCGCCACAUGCGCGGCAAGGGCGUGAGCCCGGGCGCCGCCUUUGCCAUGGCGCGCGUGCAGGAGAGGCGGAAGCUGAUGCAGACCGAGGGCACCAACGAUUGGGACCGGGACACGCGCGAUUUCCUCUCGAGGUUUCUCGAGAUUGAGGCCAAGGACGAGAAGUUGCCGCCGUACGCCCUCGCCGCCUGGGCCUCCUCCAACAUUACCGCGGGCUCCGACACGACCGGCAUCUACCUGCGCGCCAUGUUCCACUACCUCCUAACCCACCCCGCCACUUUCACCAAGCUCCGCGCCGAAGUCGACGCCGCCGCGGCCGCCGGCCACGCGCCCGGGCGCCUCGUCUCGUGGCGGCGCGCGCGCGAGCUGCCCUACCUCGACGCGUGCGUCAAGGAGGCCGGGCGGCUGCACCCGCCGUUUGGCUUGCCGUAUGAGAGGGUGGUGCCGAAGGAGGGGGCGGUGGUGUGCGGCAAGUUCUUGCCGGGGGGGACCGUGGUGGGGAUGAGCGCGUUUGUGGUGGGGAGGGAUCCGGGGUUGUUUGGGGAGGAUGCGGAUGAGUGGCGGCCGGAGAGGUGGUUGGAGGUGGGUGAGGAGCAGAGGAGGAGGAUGGAGAAUGCGGUUUUGGCGUUCGGCGCCGGUCACCGGACUUGUAUGGGCAAGCAUAUCGCCUACUUGGAGAUUUACAAGGUGGUUCCCACAUUGUUGCUCCAUUUUGAUUUCGAGCUGGUCGAUGCGGAUGGCUGGAAGGUUGAGAACCGGUGGUUUGUUAUGCAGCAUGGCCUUAAGGUGGGACUGAAGAAGAGGGGAGCGCAGGCGGCUGGAAAGAAGUAA